Messenger RNA from Menidia menidia (Atlantic silverside), 4120 nucleotides. The record is from the annotation of a GenBank genome assembly. NCBI's taxonomy places the organism in Eukaryota, Metazoa, Chordata, Actinopteri, Atheriniformes, Atherinopsidae.
UUGUCCGAGAGGCUCCUCUGCAGCGUCACCCCGUCACCUCCUCGCCUCCAACUCCUGCUCUACUGCAUUCGAGAGUCUGUUUUGCCCCUCACAGCUGCCUGCACCAUGACUGCGUUUGACUUCACGGACGUAGAGGCGUUUCUGGACUGCCACCCGGAUCUGUUCGAGGAGUAUCUGGUCCGGCGGGCGAAAUGCGACCAGGUGAGCAGGUGGCUGAAGGAGCACCAGCCGGCCAAAGCGUCCGCGGCCGAGGAGAAGCGCGGCGCGGCCGUGGAUCCCUUCUGGCCAAGCGGCGCCGACGGGCUCCGGCGCAGGUCCUCUCACAUGGAGCUGCGGCGGAACUUCGCCCGCUCCAAAGCCACCACCGCGCACCGCACCUACGACGAGCACGUGAGCCUGAGCGAGCACGAGUCCCAGUCCAGCAUGAGGCGCCGCGCGCUCCUGCGUAAAGCCAGCUCGCUGCCUCCGACCACGGCGCACAUCCUGAGCGCGCUGCUGGAGUCCAGAGUCAACGUGCCCCAGUACGCGUCCAGCGCCAUCGACUACAAGUACAGACUCAGAGAAACCAACGAGAGGGAGUUCUUCUUAGAGCUGGUAAAAGAUAUUUCGAACGACCUGGACUUGACCAACCUGAGUUACAAGAUUCUGAUCAACGUGUGCAUACUGGUGGAUGCAGACAGGUGCUCACUGUUCCUCGUUGAGGGACCUGCCAACAAGAGGACACUGGUGUCCAAAUUCUUCGAUGUGCACUCUGGCACCACGGUCAGACCGUCAUCCAGCACUCUGAACUCCAACGAAGUUCAAGUGCCAUGGGGGAAAGGUAUAAUUGGUUAUGUGGCAGAGCAUGGAGAGACUGUAAACAUUUCAAACGCAUAUGAGGACCACCGCUUCAGUGAUGAGAUAGACAAGUUAACCGGCUACAAGACGCAGACCAUCCUCUGCAUGGCCAUCUGCAACAGUGAUGGGGAGGUCAUAGGCGUUGUCCAAGCAAUUAAUAAAAAUCCAAUGGGCACCCCUUUUUCUGAGGAUGAUGAAAAGGUGCUGCAGAUGUACCUGCCCUUCUGUGGAAUAUCAAUUUCCAAUGCCAAGCUGUUUUCAGAGUCUCGCAAGGAGUAUGAGAGGAGUAGGGCUUUGUUAGAGGUGGUUAACGACCUUUUUGAGGAGCAAACUGACCUGGAGAAGAUUGUCAGGAAGAUUAUGCAGCGAGCACUAACACUUCUGCAAUGUGAACGCUGCUCCGUGCUUCUUCUGGAGGACAUUGACUCGCCUGUUGUGAAGUUCUCCAAGACGUUUGAACUCAUGUCUCCCUUGUGCAACAUCGAUCGAGACAUUAGCAUGGAGAAGUUAUCCUGCUCCGACUGGCUGAUCAAUAACAGCAUUGCUGAGCUGGUGGCUUCCACUGGACUUCCUGUUAACAUCAGUGAUGUGUGUCAGGACCCACGCUUUGAUACUGAGGCAGAUCAGGCCUCAGGUUUUCACAUCAGAUCGGUCUUAUGUGUUCCUAUCUGGAAUCGAACUCAUCAAAUAAUUGGUGUGGCACAAAUUCUGAACCGCCUUGACAGGAAGACGUUCAAUGAUGCCGAUCAGAGACUGUUUGAGGCCUUUGUUAUCUUCUGUGGGCUCGGUAUUAACAAUACAAUGAUGUACAAUCAAGUUAAGAAGACUUGGGCCAAACAGUCGGUAGCACUGGAUAUGUUGUCUUAUCAUGCCACCUGCUCCAAAGUAGAAGUGGACAGACUCAAGGCUGCCAAGAUCCCUCUGAGCGUCGAGCUCGGCAUAGAUGAGUUCUAUUUCAACGACUUCUCACUGGACAAUGAUGCCAUGAUCACAGCAUCCCUCAGGAUGUUUCUGGAACUUGGUGUUGUCCAAAAGUUUAAAAUCGACUAUGAGGUUUUAUGCCGUUGGCUCCUGACUGUGAGGAAAAACUAUCGAACUGUGGCGUAUCACAACUGGAGGCAUGCAUUCAACGUGUCACAGUGCAUGUUUGUUAUGAUCACAACAGCAAGUUUCCAAGAUGUUCUAUCAGACGCUGAGAUGCUUGCACUGAUGGUCGGCUGUUUGUGCCACGACUUAGACCACAGAGGCACCAACAACGCAUUUCAAGCUAAGACCGGCUCUGCUCUGUCUCUACUUUAUGGAACUUCAGCAACCCUAGAGCAUCAUCACUUCAACCAUGCAGUCAUGAUCCUACAGAGCGAGGGCCACAAUAUCUUUGCAAACCUCAGCUCUAAAGAGUAUAGCAACAUGAUGCAACUACUGAAACAGGCCAUUCUCUCCACAGACCUUACUUUGCACUUUGAGCGCAGAACCAAAUUCUUUGAAAAUGUUCUGUCGGGAGAAUUCAGCUGGACAGAUGAAGGACAAAGAGAAGUUUUCAGGUCUAUGCUGAUGACGGCCUGUGAUCUGGGAGCUGUCACUCGUCCCUGGAAGAUAUCCAAACAGGUUGCAGAGCUGGUGACAAGUGAAUUCUUUGAACAAGGAGACAGGGAGAGGUCUGAGCUUAAGUUAACCCCAGCAGCAAUCUUUGACCGUAAUCGCAAGGAUGAACUACCUGCCUUACAGCUAGAGUGGAUUGAUGGCAUCUGUAAACCCCUUUAUCAGGCACUUCUGAAACUCAACAGAAAGCUGCAGCCAAUGAUGGACGGGAUAGAUGCCAAUCGAGAGAAGUGGCAGGAGCUCUGUUUGUCCUAUCAGCAGACACGCAGAGCCUCGAUGUCCAGUCAGAGUACUGAACCAGGUCAGAACGCACAGUUCAGUUACGAUGCGGAAACCACUGAACUGUCGGGGUGUUCAGAGAGAGGGAAGCCAGUCAAAACCUCAAGGUUUGGGUCCAAGUCAGAGAGCUGUGACGAUCUAAGAUGCAGAACCAACAAAGAGUCCUGCAAUGACAAAUCAGUCCCAGCUGGGAAGAUGAUGGGAAAGAACUAAGGCAGGAUUUAAGGCAGACAGGUGUUUAGCAGGUAGGUCCUUUGAAUGGCGAACAGUGAACUAAUGAAAUGACUGGUGAUGUUCUAACCGACCUCUCCAACUGGGUAAUUUAAAUGCAGACUUCAUCAGCAGAGCCUAUUCCUCUCCCAAGCAUCACUGUGUUUAACUCAGGAGUGGGACAAAAUCCCAUCAGUCAAACUCUAUUUAAAGGACAGUGUCCCCAUUUGUAUGUGUAUAUCUGAAAGUACAUCAUCUCUGGGAUGAGAAGACCGCUGAGAUCAGAGAGGUCCUCUUUCUAAUGUAAUGUUUUUAACCCGACUUUCUGAAAGUUAAAAAGCCUAUUGGAAUGCCUUUUCAGAACAAAAGAUUCACUGUGACAUUUCACAUAAAUGAUCAAUAUGAAUGUAGACCGGAGCAUGAUCCUGUUCCUGAAUGUUUUAGACUGGCUGUUUUAUCAGUUCCAAAAUCUUUGGCUGCACGACAUUAUUUUCAGUGUUUGCCAGUCAACUUCUUCUUUGAAUUGCAUGUGAGUCUUAUCAGUAAUACACUUUACUAUGUUUUGAUGGAGAAAAUAGAAAGAAAAAUAAUUGCUAUAAGGCCUAGAUUUUGUUAAGGUUAUUGAACUCAAACUCUCUGGUCUGUUUAUAUGUGAAUAUGUGAGAGUGUGUAUGCUAUUUUUUCAUAUCUCUAAAGAUAUCACAGCUAAUCAAAUUAUUUUGACAUUUGACAUUACAAUAAUUGUUUACAUCCAUUUGUUUAUUUCUAACUGAGCAACUCAGUCAUUUUUCACCUGAGUAAAACAGACACAGGUGGAUUUGUUUCUGUAACUUGAAUUCAACAUCUGACUGAAUUUUUUUUGUUUUAUCGAAAGUUAAAGUAAAUCAUAUUCAAAACUCAUGCUAUUUCAAUAAAAGCUCAUUGAAAGUUUUGCAUAGAAAGGCAGUGUUUUAGAACAUUUAUUUAAAUUGGUUAGUUACCCCAAUGAAAGUAAAUUCUUUUCUGUAACUCCAUAUAGCUGGACAUUGGUUACGAAAUUCCAUAACAUUGGAUGGGAGUGGCAGCACUGAGUGAUUGUAUUUGAGAUAAAUGUUGAAUAAAAAUGAUAAGAGCCAAUUUUCUAAAUUGAUUUUCUGACAUUUUCAGAGCUGGUCCAAAAUCAAGAAUACAUUGUGCAGUUUGUGUGUACGUAAGC